Molecule: messenger RNA, 2316 nt
Organism: Apiotrichum porosum
Lineage: Eukaryota; Fungi; Basidiomycota; Tremellomycetes; Trichosporonales; Trichosporonaceae
Exons: 4
Coding region: 1-2316 (771 amino acids)
Source: RefSeq, a predicted model, not a curated record
AUGGAGUACAACGACGUGCACUCGUCGUCCUCGCGGGCCUCGACGCCUCCAAGACGUCCCGGUUACCGCCAAGGCGCCCUCCCAGCACUCCCACAACAAGCCCGCAAGAAGCGAGAAACGGAGAAGAACGCGCCCCUGUUGAGCUCUGGUACGGCCAGUGGGAAGAGGAAGGACAUUCGCGCACCAGACGUCACACCCAAGAAAAGUCGACCUAGCUCGUCCAAGAGAAUACCGCCUCCAGAAGAGUCGUCGUCGCCUGAUAUGGGCAUUAUCAGCGCACUCCGGAAACACCCAGCUGCAGCCGCAGGGAAGGGCAAGGCCAAGGCGAAGGACCCACUGGACGUUAUUUCAUCCACACGAACGGCACGGCCUACAGUCCAGAUGUCCAAGUCGAAGCAACUAUCCCAGGAGCCCCGCAAAGACGGCACUCGUGGCGACCCUGGCCGCAUGAAGGGCUCUGCAUUCGACAAGGUACAGGAAACUCUUCGCAAAGCUCCCACGACUCCCGAGCGGCGGCGGCGUUUGACUCCCUCCUCCUCGCCAGAUCCCAUUGACUCGCUAGAUGGGGGCAGUGGCCACGACGACGACGACGACGAUGACGAUGAGGUGCUGUCCCGCCCUACAGUCCUCGGGUCGCGACAGGACAAUGUCGACAGGCCAAGGAAGGCAGUGGUUGACUUGACCUACGACUCGUCCGUCAAGACUCCCACCAAGGCCAAGAAGACCAUCUCGCGGACUCGGUCGGUGAUCAGCGUCGCAACGGACGAUGACGUAACGCCAAAGGCGACAGGAUCGUGGCGCGACACGAAGAUUUCGAAGAAGUUUGACCAGCCAAAACCCGAACGCGACCGUCAGAAAGCAGAGACAAACGAACACGAUCAAAAGGCGGCUCGGAAGCGCGGCGACCCAGUCCAGAAGCACAAGAUUGACAAGGCGCCUUCUGGUAACGAAUACUUCCAAACUCUUUCCUUGAAGUUGCCCGAGGACAAGCAGAAAGCACUCGACGAGGACAAGGAGGAGAAGGAUCAACAGGAUCGCCGGCUGGAUUACGAGUCGAAGCAAAAGGUCGAGGAGAUGCGCAAGAAGGGCAAGGCGGUAUCCGCCGACGCCAACAGCUUCUUCAGCGCCAUCGGUCCGUCACUGUCCCAGGAAUCACGAACGGAGCGCAGGAAGGCAAAGGAGGAGGAGCGAAUCACGGCAAAACUCAAGGAGGCCACUUCGUACCGCUUUGAAGGAGACGAGACUUAUCGAACCCCUACCAAACCCGCCAACGCCUUUUGCGAUACCAGCAACCUCUGUCCUCACCCCUCGCCCGACCUUGUUGACCUCCGCUCCCACCUCGAGGACACUGUGGCUGGACGACCCGAGUGGCACCAGACGAUUGAUUUCUGUGGACUCCACCGCGCGGAGGCGACUACUAUCCCAUUCGGCCUGCAGACAGGUUACCCACCCAAGAUCGACUUUGAGAGGCUUGAUCGCCGUCUUGAGACUGGCUUUGUUCGCUCCCGCCUGCGCCGUGUCCUCCACAAGCCUCACCUGUCCAAGUUUUUCCGCCGAGCUGCUCGCGAGAUCGAGGACAUGGGCAUUGCUGCGUGGCGUGACGUGUCAUACCAGUCGUCUGACAAGGUGCUGUCCGUGUCAAGCCCUGGAUAUUAUGGCGAAGUCGGCGGCGCUAUCAUGAUUCAGCAUUUCCAGCACCUCGUCAAGUGGGGCCACCUUCCUUCCCUGCAGACCACCGCUGUCCACCCACUCUCGGUCAGCGACUUUAUCAUUACGGUACUCGUGCCCGAGGCGGCCGUGUUACUCAUUAUGGAGGACAAAGGGUGGACUGGGGAACAGUGCCGGGGCGACUCGUGGGACAAGGCACGCGCCGUUGCCAUGGAGCUACGCACUGCCAGCGCCCAGUUUGGCCGCUGGCGCUACCGAGAAAAGGGAAUUGAGGGCAAGAAAGUGCUGAGGCAGCUGGAGCGUGGUGCUGCACGGAAGCGCAAGAGGCUCGAGGAGGAGCGCGAGAUGGACGAGCAGAACCUCCUUCGUCGGAUCGACGACGACAAGCAAUCGGCUCGGCGUGCGGUUGAUGUCGAGACGAUUGUUAUUGUCAGCACGGAUACACCCGACCCCAGCGACUAUGGCGAGGAUGACGACUGGACCGAGGAGGCCAUGGCAGUGGCGACCAGAGUCGAGACGAGCACAAAGUCGACCCGCCUCACUGAAUCCCGCCACCAGGGCCACUCGUCCACCAGCAGCUUUGGCGACUGGGACGACGACUUUGCAAUCGCGGCUGUGAAUUUUGACGCAUCGUCUCACCAAGUGUAA